AUGCUUGCUCUUACUCGUCUUGCUCUGAAGCGAUGCUUAGUGGCUGAUAACGCGCUGGUUUCCCUUCCCGCUGGGGUGCGUCGCUGCGAGGUCUUUCGGAAUGUCGUUUCCAUGCAGGAGGAAGAGCUCAUUUACGAGGAGUUCAGCCGUGUACUCCAGAAAGAAGGGCAAACCGUCUACGCGCAUAACUCCUCGUCGGAUUCGAAGGCGAUCAAGCAAAGUUUUAUGGAGAUUCACGGUGAUAAGGACUUCACGGAGGUUAAGAAUCACACGCGAAAGGAAAUCCGGCGUCUCCCCGGGUUUACGUGGUCGCCGACCUUCCAGAACGUUCUCCGCGAGGUCGCCCCGCGGCUGAUGCGGGAGAUGCCCGAUACCGGCCGAGUGAUUGAGCAUCACCUCCCUGGUUAUGAAAUGCACACGGAGCACCCUACGGUGGGCUCUGUCUUUUUAUAUUUUAACUUUUUAUGCGAUACCGUGCUGGAAUUCGAUGACGAACCGACGGAGCGCUAUGGCCAGGUCUACCUCCCCGCGCGAUCGCUCCUGUGCGUUUCUGAUGAGGCGCGCUGGGGCUUUCGAUUUGGCGAGCGUACGGAGGACGAACACGUCUUCAUCAGCCCGAGUAAAGUCUCUCGGAGGGUAGAAAUGGAUAUGCGUUUUAGCAUCCAGGUUUGGAAGCUCUCCGCACGCCUGAUUGACGCGCAGAUGCUGCGUGAGCGCUUAGAGGAAGGGGUGGCGAUGGUGCAGGAAAAGUUCGCGACGAAAGCCUCCGCGACGUCGGAAAAAGCGCGCGAUGAAGCGGAGGCCAUGGCGGCGUUGGUCGACCCCGGGCUGAAUCGUUUUAAUUCCGUCGCGGCGACCCCAAAAGGGGGUUUGGCGGCGGACGCGAUGAGUUCCUUUGUGGGCUCCGCGUUAGGGGCCGAAGGGGGCUCCACGGAGCUCGGCGCCGGCCUUCUCGGUGGGGAUUUCAAACGCGAGGAUGGAAAGCCGCCGCCGAAGAAUUUCGAAUCGGCUAUCGGGGAGCUUCGCGGGGAUUAUGAAUCCCACCGAGAGCGCUUCCUUCGAACGCAGGGCAUCCUACAAGAGAUGAAGGCGUUGGGCGACGCAGGGCAGCCGAUCAACGAUGCCUACCUCAAAAAGAAGAUUAGCGAGGCGACCGCGUCGGAUCCGGAGCGGGAUCGCCUGGAAGGAUUUGAUGCGGAGGACGUGGAAGGGACCUGGGAGCGCGCGGACGCCAAGGCGCGGUUUUACAAGGCGAAGAUGCUCAAAAUGGAUUACGACGGCACGGCCUACCGCAACCGGAAGAUGCCGGAUAUCACGAAGGAGGCCCCGCUGGAGAUGCGCGCGACGGUGGAGAAGGUCGCGCCGCAUAUCCCGGGCGCCGAGGAGCUGCUUAAAUCCUUUCCGAAAGGUCGAUAA
Messenger RNA from Phytomonas sp. EM1, 1416 nucleotides. The record is from the annotation of a GenBank genome assembly. NCBI's taxonomy places the organism in Eukaryota, Euglenozoa, Kinetoplastea, Trypanosomatida, Trypanosomatidae.